Molecule: messenger RNA, 902 nt
Organism: Lotus japonicus
Lineage: Eukaryota; Viridiplantae; Streptophyta; Magnoliopsida; Fabales; Fabaceae
Product: protein PHLOEM PROTEIN 2-LIKE A9-like
Exons: 3
Coding region: 88-585 (165 amino acids)
Source: RefSeq, a predicted model, not a curated record
CUCAUUACGCACACAUAAAGAAAGAAAAACUAGAGAAGAAAGAAAGGAACAGAGAAAUAUAUAAACGAUUUUUGCAGAUUUCUGAGAAUGCCUUUCAAGAAGCCACAUCACACCUCAGAUCCUAGUUGUAUUAAACCGGAUGACAAUGGUGGCUAUAUAAUAGAACCAAGAGGACUCAACAUUGUUUGGGGAAAUGAUGAUCGCUACUGGAAAGUAACAAACCAAGGUCCUGCGGAGCUUAUACAAGUUUCAUGGCUGGAGGUUACUGGUCUAGUAAAUGUCCAAAAGAACAAGACAUACAGUGUUACAUUUGAUGUUAAAGUUAAGGAAGAUGGAUAUGGUUGGAAAGGCACUGAUGUACUAGUGAUGGCAAAACUUGGAAAAAAUGGAAAAUAUUUGUACGAAGCAGCAAAUCUAACUCCAGGUGAGAAGUUGACUGUUCCACCAAGACCAGGAGGGCUUGAGAUUAAGGUGGAUUCAAACACAACAGAAACCCAACUUCAUUUUGGAUUGUAUGAAGUAUGGAGUGGGAAAUGGAAGGGAGGGUUGGAAAUUAUCAAAGCAAGGGUCAUAGCUAUGCCCUGAAUUUAUAUAAUAGUAGUGAUUGGCUCAUUUCCUUUAUGUAUGGUUAUGAUUUGCACUGGUAGAGAUGAUUACAAGCAUAGUGAGAAUACAGCAUGCUCUGGCCACGCUGAAACAAUGUGGGCAUGGAAUAAUAUAGAAAUAAAAAAGUUUGGUGAUAUUUGCAUAAGAGCAUUUAUAAUAAAUUUAUGGAUGAUUCAAUACUAUAUAGUUUGUUUGAUAAAUGUUAGUGCUCUUCAAAAGAGUGAACCAGGUCGGUCAGUCACCUUGUUGAGUCCCCUGUAACCCUCUGUAUCAAUGCCUUUAUCUAGAUUGCUUGC